This is a messenger RNA of Erinaceus europaeus (western European hedgehog), 1727 nucleotides long. It is a transcript of the gene TOR3A, whose product is annotated as torsin family 3 member A. The transcript has 6 exons. The record is from RefSeq and is a predicted model, not a curated record. Gene Ontology annotation, molecular function: ATP binding; ATP hydrolysis activity. Gene Ontology annotation, cellular component: nuclear envelope; endoplasmic reticulum lumen. Bases 175 to 1305 code for a protein of 376 amino acids. NCBI's taxonomy places the organism in Eukaryota, Metazoa, Chordata, Mammalia, Eulipotyphla, Erinaceidae.
CAGAGCAGAGGUGGGCUGUCAGAGCUUGAUGUUGUCUCUGCAGCCACUUGGCCCCAGACGGGCCCUGUCGGAAGCUAGGGGGCGUCCGCACCUCCAGUUUCGGUUGGGGAAGAGCAAGCUCCACCCCUGGCAUCUGGGCCUGAGGGCCCCGAGCUGCUGCGGGACGGGGGCGCCAUGCUCGGCCCUUGGCGCCCGCUCCUCCUGCUGCUCCUGCUCCCGCUGCAUUGCGCGGGGGACGCCGAGGACCCGGGGGGCGCCGGGGUCCUGCGGGAUCAGUUGCGGGCAGCCGCCGCCCUCUGCCGGCGCUACUGGGCUUUGCUUGGCUGCCAAGUGGGGAGCAGGCCCUGUGAUGAAGACCAGACGCAGGGCUGGAGUCUUCCGUUGCUGGGCCAGCAGUACCUGGACAUCCUAAGCACUUGGUACUGCAGAUUCGGGGACUGCUGUGACACUGGGGACUGCAGGAUCUCCAAUGACCUCUCAGGUCUCGAGUCAGACCUGCAGGGACAGGUGCAUGGCCAGCCCCUGGCCCGGGAUCUGGUCCUGAGGUCAGUGAAGAGCUUCUUGGAGCUAGACCAGCCAGACAAGGCCCUGGGACUCUCCUUUCAUGGCGGCUCAGGCACAGGCAAGAACUUUGUGGCACGGAUAAUGGCGGACAAUCUCUUCCGGGAUGGGCUGAGGAGUGACUGUGUCCAGAUGUUCAUUGCCACACUCCACUUCCCCCACCCCAAAUACGUGGACCAGUACCAGGAGAGGCUGACAGAUCAGAUCCAGAAGACACAGGAUCGCUGCCCCCAAACUCUGUUCAUUUUCGAUGAGGCUGAGAAGCUACAUCCAGACCUGCUGGAGGUCCUCCAGCCACAGCUGAAGCGCCGGGUGCCGGAGACUCAGAGGACAAAGCCCUGGAGAACCUUCUAUCUUUUCCUCAGUAACCUUGGGGGCAGUGCCAUCAAUGAAGUGGUUCUGAACCUGCUUAAGGCUGGAAAGUCCCGGGAAGACAUCACAGCAGAUCAGCUGGAGCACCCCCUCAAGGCAGAGAUCAUGGAGUCGACAGAAAGCAGUUUCGGCCACAGCAGCAUUGUGAAGGAAAACCUGAUCGACUGCUUCGUCCCCUUCCUGCCACUGGAGUAUCAUCAUGUGAGGCUGUGUGCACGUGAUGUUUUCCUGAGCCAGGAGCUCCCCUAUACAGAAGCAGCACUGGAUGAAAUAGCUAAGAUGAUGGUAUAUGUCCCUAAAGAGGAAAAACUCUUCUCUUCUCAGGGAUGCAAAUCCAUUUCCCAGAGAAUCACCUAUUUCAUAGAAUCUUGAGAGCUAGACAGGCUGCCUUCUACAGCAGCCUGUAUGCGACAAGAGCACCACCAUCUAACAGUCACUAAUGUAAGUGGUGUGUAAUAGGAAGUCGGGGCCAAUUUUUAAAGUCAUGUAGUGCCUUACAGAGAGGGGACUGUAAUUAGAGAAAGCCACGAGGGAGAGAAAUCCAGGGCUUGCGAGAACCUCGUCUUCAGAUGCUAAAGGCCCGUUACUGACAGGGAAGAAUGAAGACCUGCUAACAGCUCAGCUUCUACCUGUGAGGAGGAAUUUUUUAGAGAAGAUUUGUGUCGGUAUAGGUUAAGACUUGCUCUGUAGAUUAAAGGAAUGUGGUAUGGGUGGCUGCAAUCAAACUUCACACAAGAACAUUUUUAAGUGAGGGCCUUGACUGUCAUAAAGAUUAAAAUGUUCUAUUUUUCUAA